CGUACAACCUGAUGAGCCAACAGCAGGCCUUUCUGAAUUUAACACAGUGACAACAACCAUUAGAGUGAUUUAAGAAGUGUGUCCUUACUGUUUUAAAGUGUAUUCAAGAAGAGGAAGAACAUAUGAAUGAAAGCCAGGAUGUCUGAAGAGUUGUCCCUCAACAUAAACAUCAAAGAGCCACGAUGGGACCAAGGCACAUUCAUGGGGCGUGCCAAGCACUUCUUCAUGGUGACAGAUCCCAGGAACGUCCUGCUGUCGUCUGAGACUCUGGAGGAGGCCAGAGUGAUCAUGGAGAACUACAGAGCGGGAAUUGUGAAGCCUGGCCUGACCGAGGAUGAGCUCUGGAGAGCCAAGUACAUCUAUGACUCCGCCUUCCACCCCGACACAGGGGAGAAGAUGUUCGUGAUUGGCCGGAUGUCCGCUCAGGUGCCAAUGAACAUGUCCAUCACAGGCUGCAUGCUCACCUUCUACAGGACUACUCCAGCAGUGGUGUUCUGGCAGUGGGUUAACCAGUCCUUCAACGCUGUCGUCAACUACACCAACCGCAGUGGAGAUGCCCCCAUGACCGUGAAUCAGCUUGGUGCAGCCUAUGUCAGUGCUACUACUGGAGCUGUGGUCACUGCACUGGGACUCAAGUCUCUAGCUACGCGUCUCCCUCCAAUCGUCAGCCGGUUUGUCCCCUUUGCUGCUGUUGCUGCUGCUAACUGUAUCAACAUUCCCUUCAUGAGACAGAGGGAGUUGAAGUACGGUAUCCCUGUGAUGGAUGAGAAUGGAAACAGGUUAGGAGAGUCCGCCAACGCUGCCAAGCAGGCAAUCGUGCAGGUUGUUGUGUCAAGGAUUGGCAUGGCAGUGCCAGCAAUGGCUAUUCCCCCUGUUAUAAUGAAUGCGUUGGAGAAAAGAGCUUUCAUGAAGCGGUUUCCAAUUCUAAAUGCUCCAGUCCAAGUGGGGCUUGUCGGUCUGUGCCUGGUAUUUGCAACUCCUCUCUGCUGCGCCCUCUUCCCACAGAAAAGCUCGAUGAGUGUGAGUGGACUGGAAGCAGAUCUGCAGGAAAGGAUACGAGAGAUCAGUCCCAACACCACCACGGUCUACUUCAACAAGGGGCUGUAGGCCUGCCUCCACACACACACACACACACACACACACACACACACACACACACACACACACACACAUACACACAUACAUUAUAUACACAUAUAUGUUGUCUUGUGGGCACAAGUGGGAGGGUAAAACAAAAUUUUU
Molecule: messenger RNA, 1242 nt
Organism: Plectropomus leopardus (leopard coralgrouper)
Lineage: Eukaryota; Metazoa; Chordata; Actinopteri; Perciformes; Serranidae
Source: RefSeq, a predicted model, not a curated record